Messenger RNA from Branchiostoma belcheri (Belcher's lancelet), 1633 nucleotides. Its product is annotated as glutamine synthetase-like. Gene Ontology annotation, molecular function: glutamine synthetase activity. The transcript has 6 exons. The coding region runs from base 131 to 1240 and encodes 369 amino acids. NCBI's taxonomy places the organism in Eukaryota, Metazoa, Chordata, Leptocardii, Amphioxiformes, Branchiostomatidae. Gene Ontology annotation, cellular component: cytoplasm. The record is from RefSeq and is a predicted model, not a curated record.
GCCGAGCAUGAUCAGGCGUGUUCACGUGAACAGCACACAGAAAGGUUUCUUCCACCAUUCCUCGGUGUGAUUCAUUCCAAGUUUGACUGCGAGCGGAGUCGUACCGUAACUAACAAACAGAAACAACAAGAUGGCGUUAGCACUAACACCUUCGGCUGCCACCAACAAGUCGGUCCUAGACCGCUACAUGAAGCUUGACCAGGGAGAACGGGUUCAGGCCAUGUACGUGUGGGUUGACGGCAGUGGUGAGGGACUGCGUGGAAAAACAAGAACACUGGAAACAGAGCCAAAGGAUAUUAAAGAACUCCCAACCUGGAACUUUGAUGGCUCCAGCACAGGACAGGCCGAGGGCUCCAACAGCGACAUGUACCUGAAGCCUGUGGCCAUGUUCAGAGAUCCCUUCCGUCUGGGGAAGAACAAGCUGGUUCUGUGUGAGGUCUUUAAGUAUGACUGGAGGCCAGCUGAGACCAACCACCGUCUCAAGUGUAACGAGGCCAUGCAGGCAUCGUUCGACUCCCACCCGUGGUUCGGAAUUGAGCAGGAGUACACCCUCCUGGACCACGAUGGACAUCCCUUCGGCUGGCCCAAGCAAGGUUUCCCCGGACCCCAGGGACCCUACUACUGCGGUGUUGGUGCCAACAAGGUGUACGGACGUGACAUCGUGGAGGCACACUACCGCGCCUGUCUGUACGCCGGAGUCAAGAUCGCCGGCAGCAAUGCUGAAGUCAUGCCUGCACAGUGGGAGUUCCAAGUUGGACCGUGUGAGGGGAUAGACAUGGGAGACCACCUGUGGAUGGCUCGUUACAUCCUCCACCGCGUGGCCGAGGACUUUGGCGUCAUCGUCACCUUCGACCCCAAGCCCAUGGUUGGGGACUGGAACGGUGCCGGUGCCCACACCAACUUCUCCACACUGGGCAUGAGGAAUCCUGGUGGCAUCAAGGACAUCGAGGAUGCCAUCGAGAGAUUGUCCCACAGACAUGCGUACCACAUCGCCAUGUACGAUCCCAAACAGGGCGCCGACAACGCUCGCCGUCUGACCGGUCUACACGAGACCUCCAGCAUCCACGAUUUCUCCGCAGGCGUGGCUAACCGCGGCGCCAGCAUCAGAAUACCCCGUCACGUGGGUGAGGAGGGCUGUGGGUACCUCGAGGAUCGCCGCCCCUCAUCCAACUGUGACCCGUACCUCGUUACAGAAGCAAUUGUGCGUACAGUUACUCUGGGCGAGACCGACAAGAAGUAAACAGUAGCAACACUGGUGUAGAACAGCCCUCUCAAAUCAUGUUAACAGCCUUGUUUUUUUUAAAACUCUGUAAUCCCUAUAAAUGACAUGUAUUUUGUCUGGUCAGCAAUAUGUGGACUUUUGAACAGUCCACUUGAAGUAAAAAGAUCCAAUUUAACUGGUACUGAAGUGAUAUGAAGUGUUUAUUUUACAUUGGAAGAACGUUGAAAUGGGACCAGAAUACUGAUAUGUUAAUAGACAGGAGUGAUAUGUAAUAUUCUUCGUAAGAAAUAAGGGGAAUAUCUUGUAAAUAUUGUUCUGGGAUAGGGGGGUGUAUUCAAUAUAGGUCAUGUGUACAUUACCUCAGAAUAGGUGGGAGGGGGGUGUUGUCUACUAGCUGUAUCAUCUUAAGGU